Sphenostylis stenocarpa is the source of this 669-nucleotide messenger RNA. Lineage: Eukaryota; Viridiplantae; Streptophyta; Magnoliopsida; Fabales; Fabaceae. The record is from the annotation of a GenBank genome assembly.
AUGGCGCUGCUGCGUGUUGCAGUGGUGCGAGCGGGCACCCGUAAUUAUGGCCGGUGGGUUUCGGGUGGGGCCUCGAGCCCAAGCCUUUCGAUAUGGCGGCGGAAGAAGGAGAUUGGCAAAGAAGGGCUGCUGGUGGCCAAAGAGCUCAAGAGGCUCCGGUCCGACCCGGUCCGGCUCGACCGGUUCAUCCGGUCCAGCGUCUCCCGCCUGCUCAAGUCCGACCUUGUGGCCGUCCUCGCCGAGUUCCAGAGACAGAACCAAAUCUUCCUCUGCAUCAAGCUGUAUGAAAUAGUCCGGAAAGAAAUAUGGUACAGGCCAGACAUGUUUUUUUAUAGGGACAUGCUGAUGAUGCUUGCACGAAACAAAAGGGUGGAAGAAGCUAAGAGGGUUUGGAAUGAUUUGAAAGAGGAACAAGUUUUGUUUGAUCAGCAUACGUUUGGAGAUAUUAUCAGAGCUUUUCUGGAUAACGGGUUGCCCUCAGAGGCAAUGGAGAUAUAUGAAGAAAUGAGACAGUCUCCUGAGCCUCCUCUUUCAUUGCCUUUUCGUGUGAUACUAAAAGGGCUCAUUCCUUAUCCAGAAUUAAGAGAGAAAGUAAAAGAUGACUUCUUAGAAAUUUUCCCAGAUAUGAUCAUCUACGACCCCCCAGAGGAUUUGUUUGAAGAUCAUUAG